Molecule: messenger RNA, 1018 nt
Organism: Salvia splendens (bonfire salvia)
Lineage: Eukaryota; Viridiplantae; Streptophyta; Magnoliopsida; Lamiales; Lamiaceae
Exons: 2
Coding region: 196-942 (248 amino acids)
Source: RefSeq, a predicted model, not a curated record
AAGGGCAGCCUACGAAGCUGCAAGUCAACAAUCCGAACUACCUAAGCAUCUUCUAAAUACAAUAUCUAAGUCAAUACCUUAAUUUUUUAUACAAGCAUUAAUUCACCCUCCUAAUCACAAACAUCCAAAUACAAAACCCACAAACAUCAGCUUUCCAUCCAAAUCCCCCAAAGAAGUAAAAUAAAAAAUAAAAUCAUGGAAUUCUUCAACCAUGGCAAAGCCGUGAGACUGAAGAGCCACCUCGACAAGUACCUAGUCGCGGACGACGACCAAGAGACCAUCCGCCAGAGCCGCGACGGCGCGUCGAGGUGGCGCGUGGAGCUCGUGGAAGGCAAUGCGCACGUGAUCCGCCUGAAGAGCCGCCACGGGCUCUACCUGGCCGCCUCCGACGAGGCGUAUCUCCUCGGCAUGACCGGCAAGAAGGUGGCGCUGAAGGCCUCCGCGGAUCCGAAGAGAGACGCCUCGGUGGAGUGGGAGCCGAUCAGGGAGGGGUACAGCGUGAAGCUGCGGGCGAAGGGCGGGAAGUUUCUGCGGGCGAACGGGGCGACGCCGCCGUGGAGGAACUCGGUGACGCACGAUCUGCCGUAUCGGACGGCCACGCAGGAUUGGGUGAUGUGGGAUGUGGAUGAGGUCGAUGUGUCGGUGCUGGAGGAUGAGUAUUUGCCGCGGCUGAGUAAUGCGUCAAGUCUUUCGGAUUCUUCCGCCCCCAAUUCGCCACGCGUGGGCACGCCAGGUGCGGCGGAGGGGCGGAAGAAGUCGAUUUUUGCGACAGAGAGACGGUGGUCGUCUCUUGCGUCGGAUAGGUCCGUUCACCCGAGCGGUAGAGAGGACGGAAUGGAGUUCUUCACCAACGCAAAAGCAGUCCGCCUCCAAAGCCACCUCGGCCAAUACCUCGUUGCCGCCGCCGACGAGGCUGAAAGGAUAUGGGCUAGAUUAGAUUAAUAUGGAUUAAAUAAUUAUAGUUGGGCUACAAUUAUAAUUAGUCCAUAAGCCCAACAAUCAUGAAACCCUAAUGACU